GUAGCAGAUACUAUGUUACUAGCAGCAUGUUCAAAGGAGAAUUCCAGUAAAAUCCACUUGUUCGCUUUCGUUCUCUGGGUAGGGGCUGCCUCACAUUCUGAUGUUUUCAACGCCCUCUUUCUUCUCGACCACUUCAUCUUCUCCGGCGACUCUCCCUCUAUGUCUGUAUUUCCGGCUAACUCCCUAGCUCCCUAACCCCAUUUGCUCCUAUAUAUCUUUAUUCCCGUUGUAUUCUCACUCUUACAUUUCUACUCCAAAUCUAAACCCAUUAGCAUCCACCGUCUUCAGCAGCCUCCCCUUUUCCUUCCUUUUAUCCCCAUUCACUACUUUCCAUGCAGUCAGCUGAAUAAAAGGCACAGUUUUCACUUUUCUCUGUGAAAGUCCCUCUCUCUAGCUCCCUCCCUUUGUAGAAUAGUUAGGUGCCAGAAACUUUCCCCAGAGAAAAAAAGAAAAUUUCCGCUGGGAUGGACCUUGAGGUUUGGUGCGUCGAAGCUCAAAAUUCGUCUGUUGUGAGGGUCAGCUUCCCUUCGUCGUUGAUCUGUUCAGAUCUUUCUCUCAUACUCAGAAAUGCAGUCUGUGGCAGCUUCUUGAAUCAGAGUUGCUGACUGUUCUUUCAGUUCAGGCUCCACAGAUCUUGUAUAUCUUCUUUCCCAUUGGUUCAUUUUGAAAAUCUAUAUCAAAAUCCGUCAUAUUUGUUCUCCUGAAUCCAAAAUUGUGUCUGAGUUCUUACCAUUGCACCACUAAACCACACUCGGGCUUGAUAAUAACAUCUGCAUUUACCUUAUCCCUUUGCAGGUGUUAUAGUUAUCAAGGUCUGAACUUAUACGGGUGAAUGACACGUUAGGGGAUACCUUUCUCAUCACCAUUUCACAAGCGCUGCUUCCCUGAGCAUAUCUAGAUAUGGUUGAACCGGAGUUGUGUCUGAUUAGAUCGCCAUUCUUGCUGUGCAUCUUCGCUGGCCUCUUGCUACGUUCAGCAUUCACUUCUGAAAUUCCAUUGGGUUCAAAACUUUCUGUGGUUGACAAUGACAGCUGGGCCUCCUCCAAUGGUGAUUUUGCAUUAGGAUUCUUUAACACUUCAGAUCAACCUAGUCAGUUCAGGAUUGGCAUACGUUUCAAUUCAAAGUCUAUGCCAUUUAGCCAACAAACUGUGGUCUGGGUUGCUGGAGCUCAUGUCACUGUGGGUAGCAUGUCGUAUUUCCAACUCACCCCCGAAGGGGAAUUAGUCCUCUUUGAUUCAUUACAGGGAGUAGUAUGGACCAGUGGAACUGCCAACCAAUCUGUAGUUUCAGCAGCCUUCCGUGACAAUGGCAAUCUUGAGCUCAUAGACAGAGAGCAACGUGUUGUUUGGCAGAGUUUUGAUACUCCAUCUGAUACACUAGUCCCAGGGCAGAGUUUAUCUGUGCAUCAAACACUUCGAGCUGCCAGCAAGCAAACCACAUCUAGUUACUACAGUCUUUACUUGAAUGGCUCGGGACAGUUACAUCUUCGAUGGGAAAGUAAUAUUACCUAUUGGACAAGUGAUAGCCCUUCUAUCGCAAAUCUGAGUGCUUGUCUCACAACCUCUGGAGCCCUGCAACUUCAAGACCAAAGUUCAAAACCUGUUUGGUCAGUAUUUGGUGAAGACCACAAUGAAUCAGUGAAUUACAGGUUUCUUAGGCUUGAUUUGGAUGGCAAUCUGCGCAUAUAUUCAUGGAUAGACACGUUACAAUCAUGGAAAUCAGUAUGGCAGGCUGUUGAGAAUCAGUGCAAGGUUUUUGCAACUUGUGGUCAACGUGGUAUGUGUUUUUUAAGUGCUUCAGGUUCUGCUGAUUGCCGAUGCCCGUUUGAGUUAGCUGACCCUAACAAAUGUUUGGUUCCAUAUGAUGAGGCAUGUGAAUCUGGCAUCAAUAUGCUUACAUAUGAGAAAACAUUUCUAUAUGGAAUUUACCCACCUGAAGAUUCAAUCACCAUAAGUAGUUUGCAGCAUUGCAAGCAGUUGUGUUUGAAUGAUCCACAAUGUACAGUUGCAACCUUUUUGAAUGAUGGGAGUGCUCAAUGCUCAAUAAAGAAAACUAAGUAUGUCACUGGUUUUGCAGAUCCAUCUCUAACCUCGGUAUCUUUUGUUAAGAGAUGUUCAGGUCCAUUAGCUGUGAAUCCUGGUCUUGUUAAUUCACCUCCUCCCAAACAGCCUCCAGCACUUUGUGUUCCUUGUUUGAUUGGAGCAGCCUCUGCCACUUUUUUCGUCUUUGCCAUCAUACAGUUGGGAAUUGGUUUCUGGAUCUGCAGAAGAAGAAACAUCACUAGGAAAGAAGUUACUUUAGCUUUAACAUGCCCCGUUUCGAAGGGUUUGUUUGUGUUGUCCUUCCCAGAGAUAAGGAGCCUCACUGGGGAUUUCAAGAACCAAAUCGGUCCAAAUAUGUUCAAGGGUACACUGCAAGACAAUCACUUGGUUGCAGUUAAGAAUCUGAAUGCCAGCAUAGAAGAAAGGAGGUUCAGGAGCGCAGUUACAAAAAUAGGAAGCAUCCAUCACAAGAACCUAGUGAAGCUGGAGGGCUACUGUUGUGAGUUCAAUCACAGAUUCUUGGUGUACGAGUAUGUCAAGAAUGGUUCUUUGGAUAAGUUCUUUGGUGAUUCAGCUCUUUGCAGGAGGCUAACUUGGAAAAAGAGACUUCAAAUAUGCUCAAGUGUAGCCAAAUCCAUUUGCUAUUUGCACACCGAGUGUCGGGAGUUUCUUAGCCAUGGCAAUCUGAAGUGUGCAAAUGUCUUACUGGAUGAAAACUUGGAGGCCAAGGUAACUGAAUUUGGGUUUGCAAGAGCAGAUGGUGAGGCAUCAUAUUGUGGUUCUUCAGCUGAGAAAGAUGUGGAGGAUUUUGGCAAGCUGGCAUUAACUCUGUUAUCUGGGCGUCAAGACACUGGGGAUCUUUGCCGGUGGGCACAUGAACAAUGGAUAGAAGGACGAUCCAUCAAUGUGGUUGAUAAAAGAAUUGAUGGUGGAAUCGAUUCAGAGGAGCUAGAACGUGCGUUGAGAAUAAUAUUCUGGUGUCUUCAAAUGGACGAACGGAGGAGGCCUUCAAUGGGGGAGGUGGCAAGAGUGCUAGAUGGUAUAUUGAAUGUUGAUCUUCCACCACCUCCUUUUGCUGUCCAGAGGCCAUUGCUAGAAGAUGAUGAUACUUAAAAAGUAUGAUUCAGAAUCGGUAGUGUGAAUGCCUGCUGAACUUGUUAGAAUCUAUGCCCAUUCACUGUUGUUUUCGUCCCACAUUUCCCCUUUUAUUCAAUGUGUAUAGUAGGUUUAGGACUAACAUUAGAUGAGAAAUGGAAAUGGCCAUGCCCAUUAUUUUUGGUCUCUGGCCUUCGCUUUA
Messenger RNA from Neltuma alba, 3340 nucleotides. RefSeq names its product G-type lectin S-receptor-like serine/threonine-protein kinase SD3-1. The transcript has 2 exons. Gene Ontology annotation, biological process: recognition of pollen; protein phosphorylation. The record is from RefSeq and is a predicted model, not a curated record. Lineage: Eukaryota; Viridiplantae; Streptophyta; Magnoliopsida; Fabales; Fabaceae. The coding region runs from base 901 to 3156 and encodes 751 amino acids. Gene Ontology annotation, molecular function: ATP binding; protein serine/threonine kinase activity.